This is a messenger RNA of Penicillium subrubescens, 1872 nucleotides long. RefSeq names its product ABC1 kinase family protein. The transcript is spliced from 3 exons. Bases 1 to 1872 code for a protein of 623 amino acids. Lineage: Eukaryota; Fungi; Ascomycota; Eurotiomycetes; Eurotiales; Aspergillaceae. The record is from RefSeq and is a predicted model, not a curated record.
AUGGCGCACGCGACGCUGCUCCGCUCUCUGCGGCUCCCCAUCGCACCCCGAUCUCACCAUCUCUGGCGCCCUCUACCACGUCGUGCAGUCCACGCUGGCGAAUUCCAGCCCUUUGUCCCCCCAUCACCGAGCUCACUCGGAAAACCAACCCCCGCAAAGACCUACACCCGGACCCGGAAAUGGCUUCGGCGACUAUUCUACACCUCCCUCGCCACGGGAAUCGUCUACGGGAUCGACUCCCAAUUCUACGCUUCCUCGCUGACGAGAACCGCCCGAACGUUCUCCCUGGGUUUGCUCGUUGCGCUGGACUAUAAAAUUAAUUUCCGCCCCCACCCCCGCUGGCGAGCGAUUGCCAUGCAAUCUGCGAUUCUGCCGCCUGAGUUCCAGGCUAUGUUCUCGCGCAUGUUUGAUGAUGCCCCGCAGAAUGACUGGAAGGAGGUUGAGAAGGUGAUUCGUGAGGAUUUUGGAAAGUCGCCCGAGGAGGUAUUUGGGGUCUCCUUUGAUGGUGAGCCUGGGAAGGGUGUCAUGGAACGGAGGGCACGGGCGAGUGCGAGUGUAGCGCAGGUACACUGGGCUCGUCUUCAGGAUGGUCGGGAGGUUGCGAUCAAGAUCCAGAAGCACGAGAUUGUACAGCAGCUUGCCUGGGAUCUAUGGGCAUUCAAAGUUGUCACUUUUAUCUACAGCAAGCUGUUCGAUAUCCCCUUCUACAGUCUCGUGCCGUAUAUCAGCGAACGGCUCUCGCUGGAGACAGACUUUGAGAAUGAGGCCACCAACUCCGAGACCAUGGCCAGACUGAUCGCUGCCGAGCCUCGUCUGCGUGACCGGGUAUAUAUCCCCAAGGUUUACCGCGAGCUGAGCUCCAGGCGAGUCAUGACCGCUGAGUGGAUCGAAGGUGUGCGACUCUGGGACAAGGACUCAAUCACUCGUACAUGGCGGGGUGGCUGGCGACAGGGUAGUCCUGGAUGCCGGGGGACUCCACUAGAUCCUCCAGAGAGCAAGGUCUUACCACAAACUCCCCGAAAUGUCCAGAUAGCCAAGUCCAAGCCCGAGCGCACUCACUGGAGGGGCCCGAACAACCGCGGUGGACUCGGCGUAUCCCUCAAAGACGUAAUGACAACCAUGGUCGACCUCUUCUCCGCACAAAUGUUCCUAUUCGGCUGGGUACACUGCGACCCGCACCCAGGCAACAUUCUCAUCCGACGCAAGCCCUCAGGCCAGCCGGAGCUAGUCCUCCUUGACCACGGUCUAUACAUCCACAUGGAACCGACUUUCCGACACCAAUACGCCCGCUUCUGGAAAGCCCUGCUAACCUUUGACAAUCGCACCCUCAGCGAGAUCGCCAAGGGCUGGGGCGUCAACAACGCCGACAUCUUCGCCUCUGCAACCCUGCUCCGCCCCUACCGCGGCGGCGAUAUGUCCACCCAGCGCGGCAUUGAGGGACUAAGCAAACACGAGCGCGCAGAGCGUCACUACGAAAUGCAACAAGCAGCCCGCAAGGCAAUCCGCGAAAUUCUGGGCGACGAGAACAAAUGGCCUCGCGAACUGAUCUUCAUCGGCCGCAACUUGCGUAUUGUUCAAGGUAACAAUCAAUUCCUGGGUUCGCCGGUUAACCGGGUGAAGAUUACGGGGAUGUGGGCUUCUCGCGCGCUUGUUGAAGCUUCCGAUCUGCCGUUGGCUGAGAAGAUACGUAACUUGGGACGACAUGUGGUAUUCCGCAUUGUGUUGUUCACGAGUGAUGUCUUUUUCUGGUUUACUAAGAUCCGGCAGUUUUUGAGACUGGGUGGUGGUAUGGAGGAUGAGAUUGAGGCGCAGAUGCAACAUAUGGCCAAGGAUAUGGGGGUGGAGUUGAAUCACAAUGUGUUUGAGGGAUGA